This is a messenger RNA of Gossypium arboreum, 1687 nucleotides long. Its product is annotated as UPF0481 protein At3g47200-like. Lineage: Eukaryota; Viridiplantae; Streptophyta; Magnoliopsida; Malvales; Malvaceae. Bases 124 to 1614 code for a protein of 496 amino acids. The transcript is spliced from 2 exons. The record is from RefSeq and is a predicted model, not a curated record.
AGGUAUAGAAACAUUUGUCGUUAUCGUAGCCAUUUUGCCACCUUUUUUUGCAACAUCACUCACUCAGCCAAAAACAGUUUACAAAAUCACCUUGUUAAUUACUUCGAACCGCUCAGCCUGAAAAUGUCGUCCACGGAGGAAGGAGGCGGCGCCGUCGGAGCUCCCGGCGGAGCAGUUUCCAAUGAUCAAACAAUCACCACCAACAACAAUCCCUUAGAGACGAUUAUUCCAAUGCCGGAUACGGACUUCACUCUCAGCAAAGGGGAAUUAGAGAAUCUCCGGUCAUUAGACGAAUCUUUCGACGGCAACCAACUCGACCCCAAUGCCAAACCAUUGAUACGAAGAGUCCCAUCAACCCUUGGCUGUCACGAAGAUUUCAGGAAGUAUUUCAAGCCGAAGGUGAUCCAAAUCGGCCCACUCCACAACGAUGAUCCCACCCUCCAUGGAUCCCAGAAUCUCAAGCAAAACUUAGUAAAAUGUUUCACCAAAAACAUUGGCGUCAAUACGAAAACCUUGUACGAAAACAUGAAGAAAGAGAUCGAUGGCUUGAAGAAAUGCUAUGAUCCAAAGGAAUUAGAGAAGUAUAGCAACGGUAAAGAGAAACUGGCUUGGAUUUUAUUCGUCGACGGCUGCGCAAUUUUACAAGCAGUUUAUAUUCGUUACGGCCAAGAUUAUAAUUCUACGCUGAUCGAGAGGUGUACUAUAAAAGAAAUGCUGACAUUUGAGUACUCGGAUCUAUUCUUGUUGGAAAACCAAUUACCUUUUCGUGUUCUUGAAUUGCUUACAAGCUCGAGCAAAAAUGGCGAAAAGUUCAUGAAUGCGAUCAAAAGGUUCAUCGACUACACUGUUAUCACCCCAGCCGAGAUGAAAGAGUCACAAUCACAUCAGCAGGACAGUGAAUGGUGGCCGCAGCAAGAAGGAGAGCGAAUUCACUUAUUGCAUCUACUACGAGUAAGACUCCUUUUCAGUAAAGAAAAAAAAGAAAAACCAUGGCGGCAUUGUAGGUUUUGCACUCGAUUUUUCAUGUACUUGAUAAAUCGCAGCAACCAAACAAGAACAAAGGGGCACCAUUCACACACCUUACGUAACGUAAAAGAGCUUAAAAAAGCCGGGAUAAGGUUAAAAGCAAGCGAAACAAGUUGUUUAACUGACAUCAGUUUCAACCGAUUCUUCUUCGUCGGAAAAUUAUGGUUACCGCCGAUCACCGUCGAUGAUUCAACCAUGAACUUAAUAGCUUACGAAAUGUGUCCGGAUUUCUACAACAAUUUCACCGUCACUUCAUAUAUGGGUUUCCUUGUUUCAUUGAUCAAUGAAGCCGAAAAUGUUCAGGAACUGAGAGACGCCGGCGUACUACACAAUAGAUUGACAAGUGACGAAGAAGUGGUUAAGCUUUUCAAUAAGAUGAACACUGAUUUGGUUCCUAGUCCGAUGAUUUACAGAUACAUUAAACAGCAAAUACAUAAUCAUCGUGAGAAUAUGUGGAGUAAAUAUCCAGCUCAAGCUUUUCAUACUUGUUUUAGGACUCGUUGGACGUUUUUCGCAUUUGUGGGCGCCAUUGCUACACUUUUUGUUUCUUCUUUGCAGACUCAUUAUACCAUACAUCAACCAAAGUAAGUGCUGUUUACUGGUCUUUUUGUAAACUCCUGUUAUUUAUGAGAAUUUUGUAAUUCCGGCAUUUUCGAUUCAA